This is a messenger RNA of Archocentrus centrarchus (flier cichlid), 4811 nucleotides long. It is a transcript of the gene bag5, whose product is annotated as BCL2 associated athanogene 5. The transcript has 3 exons. Gene Ontology annotation, biological process: negative regulation of protein ubiquitination; regulation of inclusion body assembly; protein stabilization. Gene Ontology annotation, molecular function: protein-folding chaperone binding; adenyl-nucleotide exchange factor activity. The coding region runs from base 279 to 1739 and encodes 486 amino acids. Gene Ontology annotation, cellular component: cytoplasm; cytosol; nucleus. Lineage: Eukaryota; Metazoa; Chordata; Actinopteri; Cichliformes; Cichlidae. The record is from RefSeq and is a predicted model, not a curated record.
AACUAGUAAAGCUAUUCAUCCAAAUGUUAACACGUUUAUGUAAUUUGUUUUACAUUUGUACGGAUUUUUCAUGUGUUAACGAAACAUCGACUCAUAUUUCUUAUUCGAAAACAUCAACAAAGCGCCGAUAAAAUCGCGUUAAUUCAAUAUUAUCGAAGAAAGACAAACGCCGCGUUAGUUUAUGCUCGUGAACAGGAAAGUAAGUACUAGAAGGUAGCUAGGUAGGCUAAUGUUUAGCUUUAAUCGGAGGAGGUGCGCACUUUUCUGCAACAGUUCCGAUGGCUGUACGCUGGCUAUGCAGCCUGUUUGGGAAGCCCUUUGAUGGUGGGAAAAGGAUGGACCAUGGUGGUCCACAGCAGCAGCAGCAACAUUCAAUGGAGCAGCAGCAGCCACCAUAUCAUCCACAGCACCCUGCCAUGAUGCGGCUGUACGAGGUGCAGAAGGAGGUGGCGUCUCUGGGGCCGCAGGUCUGCACCUUCAGCGGCCUUCAGAACGACCGGGACUACAAGCGUCUGGAGCGAGAGCUGACCCGCCUGCUGCUGGAUGUGGACCAGGUGGACACAGAGGGCAAACCGGAGCUGCAGGGGGCACGAAAGAGAGCGGCACAGGAGGUGGAGGGACUACUGCGUUAUCUAGAGGAGAACGGCACCCAUCCUUCCCGGCUGGCCAUCGAACAGCUGAGUAACGAGGCGCGGCAGCUGGUGGAUGAGCGUGUGGUGGCUCCACAACGAGCAGGGGGUGUGGCAGAGAUCAACGACGAGCUAGUGGAUGCUCUGCAGGAGCUCGUGCUGAGGCUCACCCAGGUCAAGACCGAAGGGAGGGUGCCUCUCCGCAAAGCGCGCUACCGGGCGCUAACACGCCUGUGCGCUGUGCAGGAUGUGAUUGAAGGGCGAACGCAGCAGCAGACCCUCUCCCUGCCGCUAUCGGGAGACACCCACGAGUCCGUGAACUGCAUCAACCAGGUGAUGGUGAAGGUGAGCGUGGCCCGCGGUCAACUGGUGGCCCUGCUGAUGGGUUUGAGUGGGAGGGACAGCUGUGCCCACCUGUCGCGCAUCCUGACAGAGAUGCAAGUAGAGCUGGACGCUCUGGAUGUUUCUGGGAACGCAGUGAUCAGAAAUUACAGGAAACAGGUGGUGGAGGAGAUAAACGGGCUGCUGAAACAUCUGGACCUGGAGGGGGAGGGAGAUGACACACGCAGGUACGACUUAGCGCAGAACAACUCUAUCCGAGAGAUCGAGGGUGUGCGAGCUCACGUCUCGCACCUGCGAGAAGGCGUCUUGCGACACUGUGCGAUGGGUGACCUCAGCUUCAGACCCAAAGCCGAGCUGCAGAGUCUUCUCACUCAACUGGACCAGGUGGACACGGCUAAGAACCCGUGCAUCAGAGAGGCCCGUCGCCGUGCCGUAGUGGAAGUCCAGGCAAUCAUCACUUUCCUGGACCUACGCGAAGCACUAGCUCGCCGCCAGCCGGGCCCCAAUGAGCACCCAUCACAUCGAGCUGUGUGGCAGGUUCUGGGGAGCCUGUCAGACCUCCAGGCCCAGGUCCUGGGCUUCGAUGGCAAGCGAGUUGACAAGAGCUACAUGAUCCUAGAGGAGCUGCUCACUAAACAGCUGCUGGCGCUGGACGCCGUUGACCCACAGGGUGACGAGACAACCAAGAUGGCGCGGAAGCAGGCGGUGAAGUUUGCCCAGAACAUUCUCAACUACCUGGACAUGAAAACAGACGAGUGGGAGUAUUAAUUCAUUCCAAAACAUACAUGAUGGGACGUUGCUGCAGGAAAGAAAGGAGCUGAUAAUGUGUGUAGAUAUAAAAAAAAAAACAAAAAAAACUGGUACGUUAUCAUUCCAUGGGCUGUAAAAUAUGAGUUCAGAUCUCUACAAAUGCACUGCAGCAGCGCUUUUUCUUUCACCACUUCAUGGUUGUCAUGGCCGACCCUGCCGAAAAACACAAAACUACUUUUGUGAAACACUUCGAAAAUUCUAUCUGUGCUAUUUGGAGAUAUCUUUUGAAAUCUCCCGUGUGUGCGUGCGCGCGCGCGUGUGUGUGCGUGUGUGUGUGUGCGCGCAAGUUAUUUGUUGUCAUUGCAUUUGGCGUGUGGCUGUUGGAGCCAAAGCACUAAAUAAUGCCUGUAUAACUGGUCACAUCCUCUAGACUGCACUUGAUAUUGAUAAAUUAUCCCAGUGUGAUGAGCUGCUUAGCAGUGGUUUCCCCGUCUGGCCUGAUUAAUCUGAAUGUCAGUUGCUCAUGGAGACAGCAAAUGUGUGUGUUAAAUACAGUGAUCUAAUUAGAAAAAGUUGUCCACUGCUACCCUAAGAGCUGGGCUUGGUCCAGACUGUGAUAUUUGCUGAUUUUGCCCCCCACCUUUUUUUUUUUAAAUUUUAAAUUAAGGGAAUCAAAUUUGGUCUGAUUCUUUUUGGCAAAAUAGAAAUUGUAAACAUGAAAAUUUAAAAGCAAAGUCUGUUUAAUCAGCAAUGUUGUGCUUUUGUGCAAAACUGAUGGAAGCUUUGAGGCAGUAUUGAAGGUGAAACAUGCCAGAUUUUCACAAGCAGCAGCCGGUAUUCUGCCAGGCAGUCUGUGUUUCAACAGAUGUGAUCAGAGAGGAAACGGUGGGAGUUUACAUUACCGGUGUGAGGUCACUCUCCACUCCUGUGUGACCUCGCUGAUCCCUUCAGCGUGUAUUUGAAGUAUCUGGUAGGACUCUAGCUCCCCAAACACACACACACACACACACACACACACACACGGUCAAAUAACGAAAGGAAACCAAAGCAUCAGUGUUGAUGUUGUUAUCCUGUGAGCUGUGAAUGGGAUGUUUAAUAGGCAACAGGAUGUUCGAAGCGAUUAAAAAGUACCUUUCCCCCUUUACCGCUCGUGUAGCUGUUCACAUGUAAGACGUUUCACGUUUUUUUCUGACUCCGUGUGAUCGUGUCGGGCUAUUAAUGGAUCUGAUUGAAUUCAGAGCUAGAGGAGCAAAGGUGAAAUUUUGUCGUCGCUGCUGCUUUUAGGUUGUUUUUUUGGUUUUUUUACCUACUGCUUUCUACUGAUGCAGGAGAGAGAGUGUGAGAGGUCCCUGGGGAGAGGAAGAGGAAGGGAGGGUGAGGCAAAGAUAUCCACUGGAUUGACACAUCAAGGCUGAAGCUCACAGGGCCGACAGUCGGGUACUGUUUGGUAGAGGAUUGACGGUGAUGGCAGUCGACAGAGCCUUCUAGAAACUUCUCUAAGCUGCUGCAGCAGACAGUAGGAGAGAGGGAAAGGACAGUAGAGAAGUCUGUGCCUUGAUUUUGACCCUUCCCUAUGACCCGGUUUAUGUAAAAGCAGUCUUCUAGUGCAGCAACUGAAUAAAGAGCAAGCCCCCCCCCCCCCCCCUUUUUUUUUAAUGUUUCAAUGCACAAGAAUGAGGAAACUAAAGCACUGAAUGUGUUUAUGGAGAGCACCUUGGUCAUUAUCACCAUCAGAAAUAUGCACUAGUUGUCAGAAAUGUUUUUUUAAAACGAGUAUGUGUUCUGAAAAUGCUGGUCAGUCAUUUGUAGUAACACAGUGAUGACGCUCUUUUUAGCAGGCAUCGACAUGAGUCAUGGUUUCACGCUGCAAACAGCCUCGCUUCUAGAGCAGCUCACGUGCUCUCACAGCAUUUAGGUGACAUUAGCAGAGAAAUCAGCAGAGAAAAACAAACCAAUUGGACAACGGAAUCGGUUCACAGCUUCCCGCUGACCCCAGAAAUGAGCAGGCGAGGAGGAGCCGAUUGUGGAGAUGCUCCCGAGCAGGAGGAAAAGGCAGCUAAUGAAAGAAUCGCUCCUCAGUUAGCGAGCGUUUCAGGCACGCUUCGUGAUCUUCAACAACAGAAAUUCCCAGCUUGCUCGCUGCUUCUUUGCAUUUCUGUUCACGGUGUGUGUGUGUAUGCAGGUGUCAGUGUAAAAUUCUUAUAAUAUAGGUAGUCUUCCGCCUUACACCUGAUGUGGAAGGUGCAUCUGCCAGCUCGUUAAAUCAAAAAAUACCUCAGCAGAGAAAGAAGGAGUCUUUUCGGUUCUUAUCUGAUUGGUGGUUUGAGAAGAUUAAAGCUGCCUCCAGAAUUUCUUGGCUGACAGGGAAUCUCUCUUUAGCUGAGAGUGCCUCAUCUCUGUGUGGCUGUGUGUGAACACACACCAAAAGGUCAAAUGUCCUGAUAGUUUCCCCUGCAACAAGUUACUCACAAGUGAUAAAAUCAAGUCUUUAGGGCUUCAUUGCCUGUCCCAGCUGCAGAGAACGUUGUCCGGUUUAUCAGCGUGUUUCAGCGAACCUUCACCAGCCCUGCUAACUGUUUUAAGCUGCUACUGGAAGCAGUUUUCUGGCACAGAGCCUGCAGCUCGGCCUCCUGGGUAGUGAGCUGACUCAUGCGGGGGGGGGGAUUAGAUUAAACAGUGUUCAUUAAACAUAGCCAGUCUGCUUGGCCGUUGUUGCAACAGAUGCUUUCUCACAGUGAACCUUAUGCUCUUCUCAGACCAAACCAACCCGGACACACCUUAUGUUCACUUUUUUGUAUGCAGUAACAUAAAGAUGUACAUCUGUUCCUCGCAGGUCACUGCAUCAGUGUAUUCCUUUGUAUUCAUUUCUUUGAAUAGUUUAUCUAAAGUUUUACACUUUAAAAAGAAGUAUUUCGAUUUGUCCUGUCUUGUUGUCUCAAAGUGUCUCGAAGCCAUACAAGCAUACAAAUUUAUGUUGUGGUUUGGAAGUAUGGACCGAAAAGCGAGGAUGGCACCGAGGAAAAACACCAUUUACUAAAUGUUUUGGAUUUUCUUGAGAUGGAAGUUGUUCCCUGCUUGCGAAUAUCACUA